AAACGGUGCGUUUCAAUGUCGAUUUGGGAAGGCCAUCAGAGUUGACGGCUGAUGAUGUGUCAAAAAUCAAAAUAACAGACAAGGAAGCAUCUGAAUUCUGAAAUCGUUGGAGCGAAGCGAAAGGCGGAAAUGGCGACGGCAGCGUUGGGAAUGCAGAAGCUACUGCAAGUCGGCACGAAGAUCGUCGGCGUCGGCCGCAACUACGCCGCUCACGCCAAAGAACUAGGCAACGCCGUCCCCAAGGAGCCGGUGCUGUUCCUGAAACCUACAUCCUCCUACUUGGACAACGGAGGCACGAUCUUGAUCCCGCAUCCUCUCGAAUCUCUGCAUCACGAGGUGGAGCUCGCCGUCGUCAUCGGCAAGAAAGCUCGCGAUGUGCCGGAGGCUUCCGCCAUGGAUUACAUUGGAGGUUUGAUGCGAGUUCCUUUUCGUCUCUGUGAAAUUCGGAGUUUGGUUUAUGGCGAGAGAGACUGGGAUCAUAUGAGGUAUUGCUUUCUCUCAGGUUAUGCUCUUGCGCUGGAUAUGACUGCAAGAGAAAUCCAAGCUUCAGCCAAGUCAGCAGGACUUCCAUGGACUGUAGCCAAGGGGCAGGAUACAUUCACACCUAUCAGUUCCAUUCCAAAUGACCUCUUCGCUAAUCAAAAUGACCUCUUCGCUAUGAACUUUGUGCAGCUCCCCAAGUCAGCUGUACCUGAUCCUGAUAACUUGGAGCUAUGGUUGAAGGUUGACGACGAGAUAAGACAGAAAGGGCCCACAAAGGAUAUGAUAUUUAAGAUCCCAUUUCUCAUCAGCUACAUAAGUGCAAUCAUGACCCUUUUCGAGGGAGAUGUCAUUUUAACAGGCACUCCUCCAGGUGUUAGCCCAGUGAAAGCAGGUCAGAAGGUAACUGCUGGAAUAACGGGUCUAGUUGAUGUCCAGUUCAACUGCGAGAAACGCAAGAGGCCCGGAAAUUGAUCACCAUCACCUCUCCUCCAUAGUGUCUGUCUGGCAGCCAAAUUGCUGCCUGCUCUGUCAAGUAUGUCUCUUCUGCAGCAUCUUGAAUCUCUAGAGAAGAACAGUGUGGGUGAAUUUCCAACCUGAGAAGAUGUUUGAAUCAUAGAACAUCCACACAAUAAACAGGGAAAGAACCAUGGUGAAAGCCUUGAUCAUGAAGCAAAUAUCUUCCUAAUUUAGUUCACAUCGGAUACGAUUGCAGACGAUGGCUAAACUAUGGCUGUCAAAUUAGCUACAUUUGCAAAGUCUGUAUAACAAGAAAAACGAACGCAUUGUAUUGUCUGUCAAUGAAUCGUUUGCUUUGUGUAAUAACCUUAUUCGCCUACCAUUUUGGGAGGAUAAAACCAGAACUUGCGAAUGAAGUCGACGAUGUGGUUGCUGCGAAGAAAUGGCCGACGCCUCCCAUCACAACCCGUUCCUUGGAGGAAGAGGAUCCUGGGCCCGCUGGCUGGGUCUGUGUAGCAGGAAGAAUGUUUGGACGCUGAGAAAAUGCUGGUGAUCACGAGCAAGAUUGGGCAUUAUAUUUGCCGUCAACAGCUAGUAUCACUACUUUCCGAUGAAGAAACUCGAUGCCGGACGGCAUCUCCAAUUUUUUCAGGUACAAUUGAUAAGGACCUGCUAACUCGGUUCUCUGUGGCAAAGUUUGCGAUUAUUAGGCGGAAUCAGAACGUGGUUCACGAAAGCAAUUGAUCAAUGUUUCCCUACAAAAGGGAUUAGAAGAAGAGAUUUCUGUGAACACAUGUAGAUUCCUUUAUUUAUAUGCAUACUUUGCUUGCAAGUAAAGACAUAUCACAUUCUGUACCCGCAAGUUACAGAUGUUUUUUUUUUCACAACCGAGGCGUUGAAUUGCCAACAAGCUUUCGUUUCAACCACACUGAACAAGUUUCAGGUAGUAUACACAACAAGAACACGAUUCAGAUCACCGACGGAAGAAUCAGAUCAGAACUUGCGGAUGAAUUCGACGAUGUGGCUGUUGAUCUCGUCGGCCCUCUCUUCGUUGAGAAAAUGGCCGACGCCAGGCAUCACCACCACUUCCUGCAGAAACGGAACGUCCCUCUUGAACCCCCCUUUGCCAAUGUAGUCUCUGGCGUUCCCAGUGUUAUAGGUAAGGUCCUGAUCUCCGACGAUGAACUUCACCGGCACUUUCACUUGGUCCCUUUGCCACGGCGCAGUCAGUUCCCAGUUCCUGCAUCGAUGUUCCGGUAAUAGUUCAAUCCUCCGGUGAAGCCCGUCUUCUCGAACUUGUCGGUGUAGUGCUUGAGAUCUUCCUCCGACAGCCAAGGUGGCAGUGCGAUUUGCGCGUCCUGCGAGUGGCCGAAUGGCUUGCCCUUAGGCAUGUAGAGGGGAGCUGGUGUGUGGUAAGCAAAGAACUCCUUCAGAACCCUCUCUGUACCUAGCUCUGCAAAUUCUGCUUCUAUAACUCCCGGCUCCUGAAACCUGCAAACGUAGUAAUCAUCGCCCAAGAAAGCCUUCAAGGUCGGAAGAGGUUUCCGAUUAGGGCUCCGGGGAUUGAAUAGAACACUCAUGUUGACCAGCGCCUUGACCUUAUCGGGCCUGAAAAGGCACAGAUACCAAGCCAUGUAAGCUCCCCAAUCGUGGGCGACGACGAAAACCUUCUGCCCCUCCGGUGCCACCGCGUCGAUCAGCGCCACGAGGUCGCCGACGACGUGGAGCGCCGUGUAGCUCGCCGGAUCGGCCGGCGCGUCGGUAUCGCCGAACCCUCGCAGAUCCGGCGCCACCGCGCGGUAGCCGUUGGAGGCCACGGCGGCCAUCUGGUGGCGCCAGCAGUACCAGAGCUCCGGGAAUCCGUGGACGAAGAGGACCACGGGGCCGUCGGCCGGGCCCGACUCCGCCACGUGGACGUUUAUCCCGUUGAGGGUCAGAUUGCUGUGCCGAAUCCCGUCCAUGUCGGCGGAGAAAUUAGGGUCUUUCACUGUGAGAUUGGGAUUGCUUGGUCGCCGAGAAAUUGGGGGAUUCCGGGCGAAAAUGCUGAGGAGGAUCGGAAUUAUAAUGGCUGCGAGAGCGAUGGCUACUGAUCCCGGAAAAGAGUUGUUGUCGCCGGCCGGCAUAACAGAUUUUCUCGGGGAGAGCUAUUUAAACAAACCUAAGCUUGCUUGACGAGACGGGGAACAACUGCUGGGCAGCGUCCAAUCGGGUGCCGCCACGUGGUGGUUGGAAGCGGUGGCCGGUGAGGUUUGGAAGUCAAUGGCGGGCUUUUUUCUGGAUCGAGUCGUGGAUCAUGAGUGGAGGCAGUUAUAUAAUAAGCAAUUAGGGUG
Messenger RNA from Linum tenue, 3269 nucleotides. The record is from the annotation of a GenBank genome assembly. Lineage: Eukaryota; Viridiplantae; Streptophyta; Magnoliopsida; Malpighiales; Linaceae.